Messenger RNA from Fusarium keratoplasticum, 1629 nucleotides. RefSeq lists its product as uncharacterized. The record is from RefSeq and is a predicted model, not a curated record. Gene Ontology annotation, biological process: transcription by RNA polymerase III. The transcript has 2 exons. Lineage: Eukaryota; Fungi; Ascomycota; Sordariomycetes; Hypocreales; Nectriaceae. Bases 1 to 1629 code for a protein of 542 amino acids. Gene Ontology annotation, cellular component: RNA polymerase III complex. Gene Ontology annotation, molecular function: DNA binding.
AUGAAUCGCGGAAGGGCACCUGCCCGGGGCACCCGGAGAGGAGCUGCGGCCGCUGGCCAACGCGCCCCAGCUGCCACUGGCGAGAGCAGCGCAGGCCCUUCAACUGCCCCAGCAGCUUCUACCGCAGCUUCGGGGACCGCGACUCCAGCCAUUCGAAGCGCAUCAACCCGCGGCGCCGCAGUUGCUCGAGCGACCAGAGGUGCCACCGUCGGUCGAUUUCGUCCCAAGAACAUUCGUCGAGAUGAGGCAGAACGAGAGGAGCUGGCUCGCCAGGAAGAGCAAAAGGCCCGUGAGAGAGAGGCAGAUGAGCGCAGAGCGAGAGGACGCUCACGGUUCAGGAGCAAGAGGAGUCGUGGUGAUGCCAUGGGCAGAGGUGGUUUCGGACGAAUAAUUUCCGGCGCCAGUGGCCCCUUCUCGUCGGGCGCAGCAGGCUCUUCCGGAGGCGGAGGCUGGUUCGGCGGGGGAGGAGGAGGAGGCAACUUUGGCGGCGGCGGCUUCGGACGAGGCUUCAAGUCAGAAUCCAAGCCUGGCUUUGCUCAGGCCGAUGGGUCACGGUUCCGCGAGGCACGAAUCAACGCCGAUAAGCUCCACGUUCACACACCAGAAGAGGAACUCGACAGCGAGGACGAAGCCAUGAUGAAUGUCCUAAGCACCCGCGCCCCCAGCGUCCUGCCCAUGGGCAUCUACCGAAAAGAACACAAGGAAGAAGGUGUUGUGGUGGCAACAACGGCCGAGCUCGAGGCUGCCGAAAAUGCACAGAAUGCGCCAGCUACGGCCGGCGAGGAGGAGAGUCUCUGGGUGGACGACGACGCAGGAGAGGCCCAGGCAGUCGAGCAAGGAGAAGAGGGUACCUGGACAGACUCAAAACCAAUCAUCAAAAAGGAACCAGGAGACGAUUCUAUCGAUAUGGAUAUUAAGGUUAAGCCAGCCGAGGAUAAGAAGCCAGCCGAUGAGGCACCAGCAGCCAAGCCCAAGUCCAAGAAGGCAACGGCUCAAGAGCUGGAAGACAAGUUCGCCGAUCUCGACCUAGCGCUUCUUCGCAGCGAACUCGGCUCUAUCGAGAUCACAGAGGGUGAGGGCGAGGACGGCAAGAAAGCGGCACCGAGCAACAAGGACGGCCGCUUGUAUCUCUUCCGAUUCCCUCCUAUCAUGCCCCCGUUGAAGCAGGUCGCUCAGCCCAAACCCGUCAGCAAGGUAAAGCCCGAACCCACCGAGGCUAAUGUCCUCGAAUCGACGCCAGCCGCUACUGACGCGAACCCCGUGGAUCUCACACUGGAGGAUCUGGUUUCAUCCGGUCUCAACAACGGUGCCGACGACCCGGAGAACAAGCAUGGCUUCAUGCCGAGCCUCAUGACACAGGGCGGCAUGAUAGGCCAGCUCAAGGUGCGCAAGUCGGGUCGCACGACCCUAGACUGGGGUGGUCUCCUACUUGACAUGGGCUCCAGCCCAGACCCGGGCUUCCUGACAACUGCCGUCAUCGUGGAGGAGAACGACGAGAAGCCCCGUCCCGGCGUCGUCGGAGGUGAGAGCUUUGGCAUGGGCAAGAUCAUGGGCCGGUUCGGUCUCGCCCCCUUCUGGGAUGAGGAGGAAGAUUGGGAAGUCUCUCCCGAGGACCUCAAGAUCACAUAA